Molecule: messenger RNA, 531 nt
Organism: Bipolaris oryzae ATCC 44560
Lineage: Eukaryota; Fungi; Ascomycota; Dothideomycetes; Pleosporales; Pleosporaceae
Exons: 4
Coding region: 1-531 (176 amino acids)
Source: RefSeq, a predicted model, not a curated record
AUGCGUACUUCAGCUUCCUUCGCAACCUUCCUUCUAUGCGGUAUCGCAACUGCCCAAUUCGGUGCAGAUACACUUCUCGGCAGCAUGUCAGGAAUGACGUGCUCAAACGGCGAGUCAACAUUGCCGCCAAGUUCCCACAAUAACCUGCUCGGAUCCUGUUCCAGAAAUUCUUGGAAGCCAGUUGUAGUCAAACGUCAGGCGCACUCAGGCGCAGAUUCAGACUUAGUAAAUGUAUCACUUGAGGCGCCCGAAGACGGUGUCCUUGUGAUAUCGGACUCACAUGGCCGUUGCGAGCACUUUGAAGUAUACAUUGACGACCAGUUGAUAGGAGAGACAUCUGGAACUGGUGCUCUGGACUUCUCUGCAUGUGGACUUCCAGAUGAAUGCAUGGAGAAAAACGGGGGCCAACAUGGGUACUUUGCCCUUCCCAAAGGUAAUUACAAGCUUGGGCUCAAGUGGACCAAGGUUACACCUCAAUGCGAUAGAUCUUCUAUUGGAGAGGGCCACUAUAAAUUCCACCGUAAAUGCUAG